This is a messenger RNA of Acaulospora morrowiae, 1491 nucleotides long. The record is from the annotation of a GenBank genome assembly. NCBI's taxonomy places the organism in Eukaryota, Fungi, Glomeromycota, Glomeromycetes, Diversisporales, Acaulosporaceae.
AUGCCUUCAUCUGCUGUCGUUCACUCCACGGAAAUUCAAAAGACCCCUACGAAGUAUGUCUCCAAACCCGAUGAUGAGAACUAUAAGAAACAACUUGACGAGAUUAAAAAUACAAUUGACAAAUUACAAGAAGACCUUAGUGUAGUCAUCGAAAAUAUCAAAAAUACCUCUGACAAUGCAUCCGUUUCCCAAAAACGCGAAGAACUUCGUUCUCAGCUCGACAGACUUCGCGGAAAACAAGCAGAGAUAAAGAAGGACAGGUUAAAAACACACGAACAACUUAAAACCAUGAAUGAUGCAAUUCUAAAAAAGAAACGCGAACUUAAGGCCUCCAAGGAUAAGCUUCAAUUUCGAACAGUUAAGGAGAUUAAUAAUCAAAUCUUAAACUUGGAAAAGCAAGUUGAGUCUGGAACUUUGAAAAUUGUUGACGAGAGACGAAUUAUCUCUGAAAUAACAAAUCUCAAAAAGUCAAAGAAAAUUGUUGAAGCAUGUGAAACUUUACAAAAUACCAUUGAUGCCGACCAAAGAUCUAUCGACGAAUUGAAAAAAACUCUUGAUGACAAAGACAAUAAGGACAUAAAUGCAGAAUAUGAAAAAGUCAAAAUGGAACUGGAUUCCAUAAACAGGGAUUAUGAUAAUGAUAAAGAAAAGAGGAAUGAGCUGUUCGAAGAAAGAAAAAAACUACGCGACCAAAUCACUUAUCAGAUCUCUACUCGAAAGGCUAUUCACGAACAACAUAAUAAAGCAAAGCAAGAAUAUAGGAAAAAGGUUGAUGAAGAUCGUCGUCGUCGGUUCGAACUAAAACAAAAGCAGCAAGAGGAAUACGAAGAACAAAAGAAAUCAGAAAAAGCCGCUCAAAAAUUAGCUGACGCUUCGAUUCCGGCUUUUCAAGAUAAAAUUAUUAUUUGCGAAAAAUUGAUUAAUUAUUUCCAAACUCAUUACGGUACGGGAAAACCCAUUCAACCAAUAAUACUCACGGCUUCAGUUGUGGAUGAUAAUAUUCGCCAACCCGAUGCAACCAGCAAUGUUCCAGAAGGAACAAUCUUACUUAAAAAAUCUGAACGUGAAGAAGACUAUUUCUUUGGCGGAGGUAAAUCGAAAAAAAAAUCAAAGACUAUUAAAGAAAAAAAGUCUAACAAGGCCAAUGGAAUUCAAAAAAUUCCGAUAAGUAUUAUGGAAGAAUUAGGCUUUUUAGAAAUUGCCGUUCCUCUUAACGCUUCUGAAGUGGAGAAGACAAUUAGUGAAUUAGAAAAAAGUAAGGCAUAUUUUGUUGAAAAUCAAGAUCAAGUCACUAAGGAAAAUAUUGCCAAAGCUAUGGCAGAAAUUUCUGCAUUGGAAAACAAGAAAUCCAAUCAACAGAACAAAGAAGUUGACGUAGACCAUGAAGAAUCAAAGGUAGAAGAGGCACAAGAAGACACAAGGGAUGUGAACGAGACCGAAGAGAAGUUGUCCGAGGCUGUAGAAAAAAUCUCCACCGAGAAUACUGCUUAA